Molecule: messenger RNA, 1875 nt
Organism: Austrofundulus limnaeus
Lineage: Eukaryota; Metazoa; Chordata; Actinopteri; Cyprinodontiformes; Rivulidae
Gene: foxn1
Product: forkhead box N1
Exons: 9
Coding region: 22-1689 (555 amino acids)
Biological process (GO): regulation of transcription by RNA polymerase II
Molecular function (GO): DNA-binding transcription factor activity, RNA polymerase II-specific; transcription cis-regulatory region binding
Source: RefSeq, a predicted model, not a curated record
GUUGCAGUUUUUGUUGGAUCCAUGAGGAGAAGCAUCAGGAUCAGACAAGUUCUAAUCGAUGACAGACUUCGGUGCAGAAUGUCCCACUCCACCAACUUUUCCCUCUCCAGCAGCAAGUCUCAGACGUCCCACUCUCGGGUCAGUGGGCACGCCUGCGAGGCUCGAGGGACCACCAGCCAUCAGAUGGAGGAACCUCAGCAGGAGAGCAACUCUUUCAGCCUGAGGGCCUCAGCUCUGAGCAGGAGGCACAGCACUGAUGGGACCGUCAGAUCGAGAUCAGGACCGGCACGGGGCCACGCCAGCCGCUUCCACCCGUACCGCCGACAGUUCAGCGAUGGCACAGCGGAGGCCGAGGACCACCUUCAUCAGAACAGCUCUUCCUUCAACGACCUGCAGGAGGUGUGCAGCCCCGACACCUGCUCGUGCAGCAGCGACGUGCCGACCAUGUGGGAGCAGUACAACGGCAGCAUCCAGAGUUUGUAUACAGAGCCACCGGCUGUACCCGUGGAUCCUUACAGCUCCAUGACUCCAAGUUUUCCAUCCUACAGCUCCGUGAGCCCUCUGCAGCAGGUGCCAUCGAAGCUGUAUCCUGCAGAGAACCAGCCUGACAGCUCUAAUUAUUCCCACCACAGUCAGGAGAGCAGCACACAGUCCCUCUUCCCCAAACCCAUUUACUCCUACAGCAUCUUGAUCUUUAUGGCUCUGAAGAACAGUAAAACAGGAAGUCUGCCUGUCAGCGAGAUCUACAGCUUCAUGACAGAACAUUUUCCUUACUUCAAGACGGCCCCUGACGGAUGGAAGAACUCGGUGCGGCACAACCUCUCCCUGAACAAGUGCUUUGAGAAGGUGGAGAACAAAAACGGGAUCACUUCCCGCAAAGGUUGCCUCUGGGCUCUCAACCCGGCCAAGGUGGAGAAGAUGCAGGAUGAGCUGCACAAGUGGCGUCGCAAAGACCCCCUGACUGUCCGCAGGAGCAUGGCGAGGCCGGRAGACCUCGAUCGUCUACUGGGAGAAAAGCCGGACAAACUGAGAUCRUUGCCACCUUACAGCUCCAGAGGGGGCCCCAUGUACAGCCCGACCUCAUCGCCUUUAGCUCCCGCCCAGCCUCGGUCCACAGGCCAGCACUUUCAGUCCUCUCAGUACGCCCACAUUCAGCGACCCUUCCACCUUCCUCCUGCAGCUGCUCAGCCCGGCAGCUCCUCCGCUCUGUACUCACCCUGUGGACAGCAGCCGACAGCCGGCCUCCCAUCAGCCGACAGAUCUCUGAACUCACCGGUGGCGGGAAAAAGGCCACACAUUUAUAAUGUCGGCAUGCCGACUGAGUUCGGUGUGGGUCCGAGGUGCUUGCAGGACCUACUGCAGGAGGGAGACACCAGUUACGACAUCGACACACUAAACCCGAGUCUAACUGACCUGCCGCUGCAAGAGAACUUGUGGGAAGAGUUAAGGGAGGACACCACCACCGCUUUUGUCCUACAGGACCAYUACAUCCAGACCGGCUGUGCACAAGUCUCGCCUCCCUUCAUUCACACAUCAGUGGGGGUUGCAGGUGAUUUUUGUAAAAAUGAGUAUGAAGACGACGACGCUGACAGAAGCUACUGGAAUGGACAUCAUCCUGUGGGUUAUUCAGGAAUGGAGAGUUUUGCUGGUUAUCUGGCCUCMUGCACUACAUCUGUCUCCUUAAUGUAAAACCUUUGGACCAUCAGUUGUGUGUGACCCUAAAAGAAGAACAACAUUGGAGGCAGUAUUUUAUGACUCUGUCAGACACUUUGUGCAUCAAAUAUUUCAGCUAAAUGUCUUUAUGUUUUCAUAAUAAUUUACUUCCCCGUUUUUUUAUUUAAUACCCUCAAACCUUUAUAAGUAACACAUGAUACA